Messenger RNA from Leptosomus discolor (cuckoo roller), 1719 nucleotides. Lineage: Eukaryota; Metazoa; Chordata; Aves; Leptosomiformes; Leptosomidae. The record is from RefSeq and is a predicted model, not a curated record.
AUGAACGGCGAUGCCCUGUGCCAGGAGCCCUCCUCCCAGCUCCCUGACUGGAGGGAGUUCUGCGAGCUGCAUGCCCAGGCGGCCGCCGUCGACUUCGCCCAGAAGUUCUGCCAGUUCCUGAAGGAGAAUCCCCACUACGACACCCCUGGUGCAGAGACCUCCUUCUCCCACCAUUUCGCCGCCAACUUCUUGGACAUCUUCAGCCUGGAGGUCAGCCGGGUGUUUGUGUCCGACUCCCCCACCAAGUACAACAUUGUGCCCUUCGUGGGGCUGCAGAACUGCCACGUCCCCUACGGGCGUGAGGUCACCCCGAGGAAGGAGGAGACGUCUACCGAGUCCCUGGACAGCAUGGACACCCCGUUGGGUGCUGGACGGUACCUGAGCCCCGCGCAGCAGGCGCAGGCACGCAAGGUGUCCUCCUACGGCCAGUCCCGCAGCUCAGAGGAUGUCUCCAUCCACGCUGCCACCAAACCCAAGUUCAAGAAAGGCUUCUCCUUGAGGAACAUGAGCUUGUGUGUGGUGGAUGGUAUGAAGGAGAUGUGGCAUCGCAAGUCCUCUCCAGAGCCAGGCGCCGAGGCUGCCCCGGGCGGCCGGAGAGCUGAGAGGGAGCCAUGGUCGGCUGGGGGCAAGGAGCCCGGCGACCCGCGGGAGAAAUGGACCCACAAGCUGCGCCUGUCCAAGGUGCCCUCCUCCAAGGUGGAGCUGGUGGACAUCCAGAGGGAGGGGACGCUGCGCUACAUGGUGGCCGACGACACGAACUGUGUGGGGAGCUCGCAGUGGCAGAAGUGCCGCCUCCUGCUCCGGAAAGCAGUGAAGGUGGAAGGAGAGAGGUUCCUUCUCGAGUUUUAUGUCCCUCCAAAGGCUUCCAAACCCAAGGUGAGCAUCCCGCUGUCAGCCAUCAUCGAGGUCCGCACCACCAUGCCGUUGGAGAUGCCCGACAAAGACAACACCUUCGUCCUCAAGGUGGAGAACGGGGCCGAGUACAUCCUGGAGACCAUCGACUCCCUGCAGAAGCACUCCUGGGUGGCCGAUAUCCAGGACUGCAUCGACCCCGGGGACAGCGGGGACGACAUCGAGCUGGCAUCCUGCACGCAGGGAGCCUGUCUGCCGGGCAGGGUGUCCUCCUGCAGCUGCGAGUUCCUGGCUGAUGAUGUGCCCAGGCCCCCGGACAGAUGUGCCCUGCCCAGCGCUCACAACACCGCCACGGCCGCCACCAUCCCCACACCAGACUCCCUGGGGGAGCUGCUCACCCACGUCCCGCUGGAGAGCUUCCUGCAGACGCUGGAGUCCUCCCCCGCCGCUGGUGGGCAUCUCGCAGGGGAGGACAGCGAGGCGGAGGCGGAGAUCAACCUCUCCGACUUCCCUUGGUUCCACGGGACGCUCUCCAGGAUCAAGGCGGCUCAGCUGGUGCUCUUCGGGGGAGCCCGGAGCCACGGCUUGUUCGUCAUCCGGCAGAGCGAAACGCGGCCGGGGGAGUACGUGCUGACCUUCAACUUCCAGGGGAAAGCGAAGCGAGGGGCCCAAAACUGGACCCAGCAUUCGAGGGGCGGCCUCACCAGUGCCGCGUACAGGGGCACCAUCACCUCCCUGCUCCUGCUGGCCACACCAUGGCUGGCACUGCCAUUGGCCUUCUUGGCCACCUGGGCACACUGCCGGCUCCUGUUCAGCCGGCUGCCGACCAACACCCCCAGGGCCUUACAGGAGCCCAGCAUAGCCUGA